This is a messenger RNA of Cynara cardunculus var. scolymus (artichoke), 750 nucleotides long. Its product is annotated as NADPH:quinone oxidoreductase-like. Gene Ontology annotation, molecular function: FMN binding; oxidoreductase activity. The transcript has a single exon. The record is from RefSeq and is a predicted model, not a curated record. Bases 54 to 647 code for a protein of 197 amino acids. Lineage: Eukaryota; Viridiplantae; Streptophyta; Magnoliopsida; Asterales; Asteraceae. Gene Ontology annotation, cellular component: cytosol.
CUUUAUUUCAACCUCACAUACUCCGGUCUCUCACAUAAUCUCCAGAAUCGAAAAUGGAGUCUGCCAUUGUAGUUAAACCUCCCAUCAUCAACGUUGCCGCCAUCUGCGGUUCCCUUCGCAAAGCUUCCUUCAACCAUAGCCUCAUCCGCUCCGCCAUUGAUUUGUCCAAGCAAUCUGUAGAAGGAAUGUCGAUCCAGUACGUUGACCUGUCGCCGUUGCCAAUGCUCAACACAGAUCUCGAAAUCGAUGGCAAGUAUCCACCUGCAGUAGAGGCUUUCCGUCAGAAAAUUCUUCAAUCUGAUUGUUUUCUAUUCGCUUCUCCCGAGUACAAUUACUCCGUGACUGCUCCUUUGAAAAACGCAAUCGAUUGGGCAUCUAGGCCACCGAACGUGUGGGCUGAUAAGGCUGCUGCUAUAGUCAGUGCCGGCGGCGGAUUUGGUGGAGGUCGGUCACAGUAUGUUCUCCGGCAAUGCGGUAUUUACGUAGAUCUUCAUUUCGUGAAUCAGCCGGAGUUUUUUCUGAAUGUGUUUGAAGCUCCUUCAAGGUUCGAUGAUGAAGGUAAUCUGAUAGAUCCUCAAGCUAAAGAGAGGUUGAAAUCUGUGCUUUUGGCGCUGAAAGUUUUGACGUUGAGACUUAAAGCUAAAUAAUCUGUUAAAUCACCUUCUAUUCUUGUUGGUGUUUCAUCUGCUUCUAUGAAUUGAAGGACAUGUUUUUCCUUUUAAUUAAAUUGAAGGAUAUGUUUUUUUUUAC